Molecule: messenger RNA, 378 nt
Organism: Trypanosoma theileri
Lineage: Eukaryota; Euglenozoa; Kinetoplastea; Trypanosomatida; Trypanosomatidae
Product: Tbingi protein
Exons: 1
Coding region: 1-378 (125 amino acids)
Source: RefSeq, a predicted model, not a curated record
AUGUCAAACGCACAGUGCAACAAACGCCUUAAGGAGAAAAUGAGCGUUCACAAGAGUGAACGACUACUGACCUCCGCCAUCCGUAUCGCAACAGCUGCGGCGGUUCCACGCGGAGGUCGAGAUACUGCUCCUUUUUGGACUCCCGAAUUAGAUGAAAUCCAAAAGAAGAUUCACAAUUGUAAACCCUCAGUCUCCCGAGACAGACUCGUAGCCCGCAGGAGAGAAAUGCCAAGACAAGCAUCCCAUAAGAGAUGGAAAACCCUCUGUAAUAACAUGGCCGUGGCAGACGGCUGCUGUCGGAACAUUUUGAAGAGGAUCCACGCCCCACGCCCCCUCAGUACCCCGGCGAUAAAGAUUAAUAAUACGGUACUCACAUAA